AUGAAAAUUUCAGUGUUCCCGGUCGCCAUUGCUCUAGUUGCCUCCUCAAGCCUCGUCUCGGCUCAGUCAACGAUCCAGCUCCGUCAACAUGAUGCACGAGGCGACUCCCAUCAGCGAUGGAGUUUGGAACAUGAAGUCGAGCGGAUGGCGGCAAAAUAUGCAAAGAAUGCGCAGAUGUAUUUCAAAAACACUGGCAAGCACCACAGUGUUGUGAAUGGCACGACACUUGCCAGGCGAUCGAAUUCCGGUAAGGUGGGAAUGGGGAUGGUGGACGGAUCGAGAUGGGUCGGUGAAAUUGAGAUCGGUUCGCCUGGACAAAAGCAAGGCGUUGCGUUCGACACCGGCUCGCCCAACAUUAUUAUUGGGCGAGGUUCGUACAGGCCCGACGACUCAAGCACGUCAAAGAGCCUGGGGAAAUUGUUUGAGACUGACUUUCUCGGCCCGAGUGUACAAGGUUCACUGUAUUCUGACGAGGUCAAUGUGGGGGGUGUGAAGGCCAAACACGUUGUUCUUGGAAGCUCUGAUGCAGACUUUAUGAAUAAAGAGGGCGUCGAUGACGAGAGCUUAGCUGGCGUCUUUGGACUUUCGUUCCCUAGCAUUGGAGAUUUUGGUAUUUCGGAGGAUCACACCUUCGUCGGAGCUGCCAAAAAGCAGAAAAUCUUUUACGACAACGUAUAUCAAUUUUUUAUCCGGAAGAACGGAGAUUCAUAUCUGAAUGUGGGGAAAGUCAACAAGGAAAGACUGGAUGGUGAAGUAGGAUGGGUUGAUGUGGACAGCUCAGAUGGUUAUUGGAAGGCGGAAGUGGAAAUGAAUGGUCAUAAAGCCAACGGAAUUGUUGAUUCAGGAACGACAUUUAUUUUCGGAAACAAUGACGAUGUGAAGAAAGUCCUGGAUGACAUCGACGGGGUGGAGGUGAAGAAAUCAGAUUCGGGUGAUUGGCAAGGCUGGUACAAGUGUGAUAGCCCACCUGAGGUCAAGAUCAAGGUUGCAGGAAAAGAAGUGAAAAUGGAAAAAGAUGCUAUGGUUGCGGGUGUUGACAACGAUCAAUGCCAGCUCACAAUUGCUGGUGUACAUGGAGUCAAUUCGUGGAUUUUUGGUGAGAGCUUUUUCGAAAUGUAUUCUAUUAUAUUCGACUUUGGUAAAGAGCGAAUGGGCUUUGCAAAGACGAAGGACUAA
Messenger RNA from Malassezia globosa CBS 7966, 1176 nucleotides. Its product is annotated as putative aspartyl protease. The transcript has a single exon. Bases 1 to 1176 code for a protein of 391 amino acids. Gene Ontology annotation, molecular function: aspartic-type endopeptidase activity. Gene Ontology annotation, biological process: proteolysis. Lineage: Eukaryota; Fungi; Basidiomycota; Malasseziomycetes; Malasseziales; Malasseziaceae. The record is from RefSeq and is a predicted model, not a curated record.